ACGAAAUAACAGAAGAAGAAGCAGAAAAGCGUGUGAAAAAAUGAAUGUUUUUCUUGAUUUGGAAGCUCUCUCAAAUGCAUUGUCUGGAAUGGGAGUGGACGAGAAAUCACUGGUUUCGAUACUGGGGAAUUUUCACGUCGAGCAUCGAAGAACGUUCAGGAGAGCGAACCCUAGUUUCUUCGUAGAAGACGAGAGAGAUUUUGAGAGAUGUGAAGAUCACUUCCUCAGGCAUCUCAAGCGAGAGUUCACGCGCUUCAAUAAUGCGGUGGUGAUGUGGGCGAUGCAUGCGUGGGAGAGAGACGCGAGGCUGGUGAAGAAAGCAUUGAGAAAGGGUGAAGAUUCUUACAACGUGAUAGUGGAAGUUGCAUGCACGCGCUCUUCUCAUCAUCUCUUGGGUGCUCGUAGAGCUUACCACUCUCUCUUCGACCAAUCCAUGGAAGAGGACGUCGCCUCUCACAUCCAUGGCCCUCAUCGCAAGCUUCUCGUAGGGCUUGUAAGCGCUUAUAGAUACGAAGGGAGCAAGAUUACGGAAGCGGCUACGAAGCUGGAGGCCGAGAUUCUUGCGGAAGCGAUCGCCUCGCAUCGGGAACAAGCCGUCGAGAACGACGAGGUUGUACGGAUUCUGACAACAAGAAGCAAACUCCAUCUGAAACAUGUCUACAAACAUUACAUGGAAAUCACCGACACUGACAUUUCCGCGGAUUUAGCCGAUUCCUCGGUUUUAAGCGACACAUUGCUUUGUUUGUUUAGACCUUCGGCAUAUUUCAGUAAGUUAUUGAAUGCAUCUUUGAGCAAUGACUCCGACAAGAAAGCUAAGAAAUGGCUGACAAGAGUGAUAGUUACAAGAGCAGAUCACGCCGACAUGAAGGAGAUGAUCGAAGAAUAUCGUCGGCUUUUCGGGGAGUCUUUGGACGAGAAAAUCCGAGCAAGGACUAACGGAAACUACAGAGAUUUCUUGCUCACAUUGUUGGCUAAAUCAGAUUGAUUUUUUGAUCGAGCGAAUCAUCAGAGACAAGUCUUCCCUUUGGUUUGAGUUUCGAGUUGUGGUAUUGGAUUUUGUUGUUCAUGGUUCGGUUCGUGGUCUGGAUUCGUGUUUUCUGGUAAUAAAGGAUCUUUCCCCGUU
Molecule: messenger RNA, 1123 nt
Organism: Tarenaya hassleriana
Lineage: Eukaryota; Viridiplantae; Streptophyta; Magnoliopsida; Brassicales; Cleomaceae
Product: annexin D4-like
Exons: 6
Coding region: 41-985 (314 amino acids)
Cellular component (GO): cytoplasm
Molecular function (GO): calcium-dependent phospholipid binding; calcium ion binding
Source: RefSeq, a predicted model, not a curated record